AUGUCUAUUUCUGAGGACUUCUCUAACAGGGGCUUUGAGCCCCAAGGCACAGUGCUGGCUCAGCGGCUGGAAGCCUGGAAGAACCUGCAGGACGCAUCCACUUGGGACGGUAUGCUGUCCAUGUACCCGGAGCCGCAGGACGUCACCAAAAAGCCCAGGACUGCCAUGACAGUGCCACCUGUUGUCGGAACUUCUCUCCCACCCCGCCCUCGGUGCUGCCCUCUGCAGGAAACUCCAUCAAACGGGAGUCAGCCAGAAGUGCGCCCCGCAGACGAAGAGGAGGGCUCAUACGGUCGGCUCGGCCAGAGUCCGCCGGCGUCCAAAGGCCGCAAGCGCAAGAAAGACCCUCAGGACGCCCGGUCGGAGCUGGGGAGGUCGCGCCGGAAGUUCGGCCCCAUGUGGAAGCGUCGGGGAGAAGGCGCGCCGAGGAAUCGUCAGCGGCCACGCUACUUCUGCAGCGAGCCAUGGGGUGUUGUCACAAUGGGCUACCCCAACCCUCCUGGCUUUGAGAUGGGUGGGUCCAUACCGCACUUCAUCGCGCUGCUGCACAACCUGUCUUCGUGCAUGGACAUCACGGCCACUGACGUCCAGAAGGUUUUCAAGAGGCUGGAGGCCUGUGCGCCGCACUACCACAGCAUGAAGUUGAGCCACGACUGCGCCUCAGGGGCUCGGCUGUGCCGCGGAGUCCCCGCCGAGUGCAUCGAGUACAAUGCUGUGUACACCAUCCUCCACUACCUGGCCGACGUCGACUUCCUCUCCGGUCAGGGUAGGCUGCUCUGGGAACCGCACCUUUCCUACACCAGUGUGUUUUUGCCGCUGGGGCAGAGCACCAUGGCCAUGGCGUACUUCAAGGAUCUGGAGGAGUACGGCCACCUGGAAGAUGAUGUGACUCAGGUGGUCGGCAUGGAGCUGGGCCUGAAGCACGCCCUGUUUGACGAGUACCUCCUGCAUGACACGGUGUACGUGGCCCUGGCGGGCGUGACAGUGCUGGCAGCCAUGUGGGCCUACACACAGUCUUUCCUGGUGACGGCCGUCACGUGCAUGGCCGUCGUCUUCUCCCUGGGCACGGCGUACUUCCUGUACACGACCGUUUUUCGCAUCUCCUUCUUCCCCUUCAUGAACGUCCUCACGCUCACCAUCGCCAUAGGCAUUGGAGCGUACAUCGCCUUCAUCUACUGCAAGACGUGGGGGGCAGCCAAGGCGGAGAAAAACAGCGGCACGCUGGUCAAGCUAGUCCGGGACACGCUGCACCACGCCUGUCUCUCCAUGCUGGUCACCAGUGUCACCACGGCCGCUGCCUUCUUCGCCAGCUGCGUCAGCAGCAUCACCGCUGUCCGCUGCUUCGGCCUGUUUGCCGGCACGGCUGUGCUGGCGAGCUUCUUUUUCACGGUGACGUGGUUGCCCGCGGCUCUCAUCGUUGCCGAGAAGUGGUGCUUCUCCACGUGCUGCCUGUGCGUGCCCCCCUUCGGCGUGUACCUGCCCCGGCUGAAGCGAUUCUGUGCCUGCGCCCCCAGUCCUGCGCCGCCUUGUGGCGCCUCCAUCACAGGCCUUUCAGAAGCGGCACGCGUCUUCUACGACAAGCUCCUUUCCUGCAUCGUGAUCAGGCUCCGGUGGUUCUGGCUUCUCUCGCUCGCCCUGGUGGCAGCCGGCGGAGCCGUGGCCAUCUUUGUCCACCCUCGUCUGCGCCUCCUGGAGUCGCCCGAGUUCUAA
Messenger RNA from Rhipicephalus microplus (southern cattle tick), 1710 nucleotides. RefSeq names its product protein dispatched homolog 1-like. NCBI's taxonomy places the organism in Eukaryota, Metazoa, Arthropoda, Arachnida, Ixodida, Ixodidae. The record is from RefSeq and is a predicted model, not a curated record. Gene Ontology annotation, cellular component: membrane. Gene Ontology annotation, biological process: smoothened signaling pathway. Gene Ontology annotation, molecular function: transmembrane transporter activity.